GACUUAAGAGCUUACUGUUGAUGAGGCAUUAAUUGCCUCGGCCCGUCUAGACGAGGUUCGACAUUGUGCUCCCCGGCCUAUUCAUCGUUUCAAUAUCAAUAUCGGCUCCUUUGAGGUCGUCGAGACAUGCGGCCUUGCAAUUAUGGCUUCUCGAAUCCGCUAUGACAACCAAGUUGCCGUGGUCACCGGUGCUGGCAAUGGCCUGGGAAGACAGUACGCCAAAUUCCUAGCCUCUCGUGGAGCAAAGGUUGUCGUCAACGACCUAGGCGGGACGUUCAAUGGCAAAGACGCUGCGGGUGCAGGCGACUCGAGAGUCGCCGAUGUUGUUGUCAAGGAGAUUACCGAUGCAGGAGGGAUAGCUGUUGCCAACUAUGAUCCUGUCCAACAUGGCGAGAAGAUCAUCAAGACCGCCAUCGAUGCUUUCGGCAGAGUCGACAUACUUAUCAACAACGCCGGUAUCCUUCGAGACAUCACGCUAAGGAACAUGAAGACGGAGGAUUGGGACAUCAUCAUGGACGUCCAUGUCCAUGGCGCAAUGAAGACGGCAAGGGCCGCCUGGCCCCAUAUGCGGAAACAAAGGUACGGCAGGAUCAUCAACACCUCGUCAACGUCCGGCCUCUUCGGCAACUUUGGACAGUGCAACUAUGCCGCUGCGAAGAUGGCUUUGGUGGGUUUCAGCGAGACGUUGGCCAAGGAAGGGGCCAAGUACAAUAUCCACUGCAACGUGCUCGCCCCUGGGGCCGCCAGUCGCUUGACACAGACGGUGUGGACGCCGGAGAUGAUGGACGUCAUGAAGCCAGAUUGGGUCGUUCCACUGGUAGGAGUACUGGUGAGCCAGCAAUGCAACGAGACUGGAAGCAUCUUCGAAGCUGCGGCCGGCCAUUACAGCAAAAUCAGAUGGGAGCGGAGCAGAGGCUUCCUAGCACACCCUGAUACUCUCGGCCCCGACUUGAUCUUGCAGAAUUUCUCGAAAAUCGUCGAUUGGUCUGCUGGUGCAGAGCAUCCCACCGGACCGGCGGGUGCAGUGGCUCUGUUCGAAAAGACCACUCAACUGCCCAAAGCGGAUGUCCCAGCGACCGGUCAAGCAAGUCUCACGGGAAAGGUCGCGCUCGUCACAGGCGGCGGUGACGGAUUGGGAAGAGCAUACUCUCUUGCUUUCGCCAGACUUGGAGCUCGCGUGGUCGUCAAUGACCUCAAAAACGCUGAGAGAGUCGUGAACGAAAUUAAAUCCAUGGGCGGAGAAGCCUGGGCGUUGGAAUUGUCGGUCGAGGAUGGCGAGGCUGUGGUGAAAAAGGUCAUCAGCACCUAUGGCCGGAUCGAUAUCUUGGUGAACAAUGCUGGCAUCUUGCGUGACAAGGCGUUCGUCAACAUGACAGAUGAGCAAUGGUUCUCCGUGAUGAACGUCCACUUACGAUCCACUUACCUUAUAACAAGGGCCGCCUGGCCGUACAUGAUGAAACAAAGAUUCGGAAGGAUCGUCAACAUCACCAGUACCACGGGCAUAUAUGGGAACUUUGGACAAGCCAACUAUGCAGCAGCGAAAUGCGGCGUCAUUGGCUUCACAAAGACCAUUUCUCGAGAGGGAGCAAAGUACAAUAUCGUCGUCAACGCUGUGGCUCCAUCCGCUGGCACGAACAUGACCCGUACGGUGUGGGCGGAGGACUCUGUCCAUGCAGUAAAGCCGGAUUAUGUUGCACCGCUGAUCACCGCCUUAUGCAGUGAGCGGCCACCAAGCACCGGACAAUUGUACGAAGCCGGUAGCGGGUGGUUUGCCGCGACGAGGUGGCAGAGGGCCAGGGGUGUGGACUUUGAGCAUGAACAGGGCGUUCCGAGCGUUGAGCAGGUGGCGGAGGCUUUCCCAGAAAUCUGCAAUUUCGACAACGGCAAGGCCGACAACCCAGAGACCCCGCAGGAUGGAAGCAAGUACACCAUGGGCAACGCCCUGAAGAAUCCCAGAAUCGCCAACAGCUUGUCACAAGAGAACCGAGCCAACAGGAAGUACAUCUCCAAGAUCCAGAAUGCCAUGGAGAUGAAGGGGACGCCCUCAAUCUACACCUACACCGACCGAGAUGUCAUUCUGUACAAUCUUUCUCUAGGCUCCCAUCGCACACAACUCGACUUGGUGUACGAGAAUUCACCUAACUUCCAAGUCCUCCCGACCUUUGGCAUCGUACCCACAUACCACUCGACCACGCCAUACGAUACGAAGGACAUUGUGCCCAAUUACGACAAACGCAUGCUUCUACACGGCGAGCAGUACCUGGAGAUCAGGCAGUUCCCCAUUCCGACAUCAGCUACACUAAAGACAGAGACACGUCUGCUCGAAGUCGUCGACAAGGUCAACGCCGCACUCGUCAGACGAGGCUCCACGACCGUGGAUGCCAGCAGUGGAAGGCCCGUCUUUUACAACGAGAGUGUCUCCUUCAUCCGUGGCGCCGGUGGCUUUGGAGGCCUGAAAAACCCCGCGGAUCGAGGCGCCGCGACCGCUCUGAACAACCCACCAUCUCGAAGGCCUGACAAAAUCGUCGAGGAGAAGACGUCAGAAGACCUCGCCGCGCUCUAUCGACUCAUGGGCGACAGGAAUCCUCUGCACAUUGAUCCGAAAUUCUCGUCCGCGGGCGGGUUCAAGGUCCCCAUACUCCAUGGCUUGGCGACGUUCGGCAUCACUGGCAAGCAUGUCUACCAGGCGUACGGGCCGUUCAAGAACAUCAAGGUGAGGUUCAGUGGGACGGUUCUGCCGGGCGAGACGAUCGUUACGGAGAUGUGGAAGGAGGGAGCCAAGGUCAUAUACCGUGCCAAAGUUCAAGAGAGUGGGAAAAGCUGUAUCAGCAAUGCCGCUGUAGAAUUGUUGGGAGGGAAGACUGUGCUGUAGACUUGGUUUUGUAGCGGCAGACUGGCAUGGAAGUGAACGGUGGAUGCUGCUGUCGAACCAAGGUCGUCGGAGCUCUUUGCGGGCACUUUUGGGCACCUCACCAGCCAAGGUUCGGGCGUGUGGUGAGCCGUUCCUCCUCCACAAACCGCCUCCGGAGGGGGAUUACAGCGGCAAGAGGAGCACCGGAAAUUACCAGCAGCAAACUAAUCGAACAUUCUGUGGCCCUCCCAGAACUUUACUGUAUUCUAAGGGUUUCGCCGAACCUGAUUGCAGCAACCGGCCGCUGGAUGCCACGUGGUUAUGGGGUCGUAUAGUCUGAGAAAUGCAGCACUAAGGGUGGUCUGAAGACUGGUCUCA
Molecule: messenger RNA, 3229 nt
Organism: Exophiala xenobiotica
Lineage: Eukaryota; Fungi; Ascomycota; Eurotiomycetes; Chaetothyriales; Herpotrichiellaceae
Exons: 4
Coding region: 143-2872 (909 amino acids)
Molecular function (GO): oxidoreductase activity
Source: RefSeq, a predicted model, not a curated record